Molecule: messenger RNA, 6319 nt
Organism: Temnothorax curvispinosus
Lineage: Eukaryota; Metazoa; Arthropoda; Insecta; Hymenoptera; Formicidae
Product: F-box/LRR-repeat protein 20
Exons: 9
Coding region: 149-1711 (520 amino acids)
Biological process (GO): SCF-dependent proteasomal ubiquitin-dependent protein catabolic process
Cellular component (GO): SCF ubiquitin ligase complex
Molecular function (GO): protein binding
Source: RefSeq, a predicted model, not a curated record
UCGCGGCUGCACGUCGAGCAUUCAGUAGACUCGGCCAUUUCUCUCGCGAAGCGUAGCGACUCGCUCAGCCGCGCGACGGUUUUUUUUUUUCGCGACUGCACCGUGCGGGUACUCCCGGAAGUUUUGCAAAAUAACGCGACGCAAAAGGAUGAUACACUCCGGGCGCACCAGGCUCGAGAAAAAAGUAAGUCUCCAACAGUUAGGAGUGGGAGGAGGGGGCCAAGGGGUCGGACAAGGGGUACUGGCGGUCGAGGAGACGGAAAAAGGAGGCGGCGGUACCGGUGGACAAUGGUGGAAGCAGCAGCAUCCAUCCUAUCAUCACCAUUAUCACCAACAUCAUCAUCAUCAACAACAUUAUCAUCAUCAGGGCGGUUAUUACACGCAAUCGCAUACUCACAACCCUGUCACUACCAUGAAGCAAUCCUACAUGCAGCUAACAUGGGUGUUUCACGAUGACGAGGCGCAGAUUAACAAGAAACUGCCAAAAGAAUUGCUACUCAGAAUUUUUUCGUACCUCGAUGUCGUAUCGCUAUGCCGUUGUGCCCAAGUAAGCAAAGCCUGGAACGUGUUGGCGCUCGAUGGGUCCAAUUGGCAGAGGAUCGAUCUCUUCGAUUUUCAACGAGACGUGGAGGGACCAGUAAUAGAAAAUAUCUCGAGGCGUUGCGGCGGAUUCCUCAGGCAGCUCUCGCUCAAGGGUUGCCAGAGCAUCGGCAACAACUCGAUGCGCACUCUAGCCCAGUCGUGUCCUAAUAUCGAGGAGCUCAAUUUGAGUCAGUGCAAGAGGAUCUCGGACGCGACAUGCGCGGCCCUCAGCAGUCAUUGCCCCAAGCUCCAGCGGCUGAAUCUGGACUCCUGUCCCGAGAUAACGGACAUGUCCCUGAAGGAUCUCGCGGCCGGUUGCCCGCUGCUCACCCACAUCAAUCUCUCGUGGUGUGAGCUGCUCACCGACAACGGGGUCGACGCGCUCGCCAAGGGCUGCCCGGAACUUCGCAGCUUCCUGAGCAAGGGGUGCCGCCAGCUGACGGAUAAGGCCGUGAUGUGCUUAGCUCGCUACUGUCCUAAUCUCGAAGCGAUCAAUCUACACGAAUGCAGGAAUAUAACGGACGACGGAGUCAGAGAACUUAGCGAACGGUGUCCACGGCUGCAUUACGUUUGCCUGUCGAAUUGCCCCAAUUUAACGGACGCGACGUUGAUUAGCCUGGCACAACACUGUCCACUCCUCAAUGUACUCGAGUGCGUCGCGUGCACCCAUUUCACGGAUACAGGUUUUCAGGCCCUCGCGAGAAACUGCAAACUGCUCGAGAAGAUGGAUCUGGAAGAGUGCCUUUUAAUCACCGACGCCACCCUCACUCACCUGGCGAUGGGUUGUCCGAGAUUGGAGAAACUAAGCCUGUCACACUGUGAGUUGAUCACCGACGAAGGCCUCCGACAAAUCGCGCUGUCGCCGUGUGCGGCGGAACACCUGGCCGUCUUAGAGCUGGACAACUGCCCGAACAUCUCGGACAACGGUCUGAACCAUCUGAUGCAGGCCUGUCACAAUCUCGAGCGUAUCGAACUUUACGACUGCCUACACAUUACCAGAGAGGGCAUACGUAAACUCAGAGCCCAUCUACCGAACUUAAAGGUGCACGCGUAUUUCGCACCACCGACCCCACCACCCAGCGCGGGAGCCUCGCGACAACGAUACUGUCGGUGCUGCGUCAUUCUGUGAUUUUGCCUUCAACUCCUAACUCCGAAGUAAAAAUCGUCCGAUAUAUAUAUCCACGGGAUUAUAGUGGACCUUUAUCGGUAGUCGCUGCCUGCGGCGAUUAUGGGACCUCUCUCUCUCUAUCGUGGUUACCGGAGGAGACGCUCUGGUUGCCCAUCACACAUUGAUAAGUGAGAACGGGACUCGUUGUCAAUUGCAAAUCGUUAAAUCGAUUCAAGCUCCACACGCAACGAGUGAAGUACGUCACCAUCAUCAACACAGCCACUGAUGCUACUACUGCAAUUACCAAUAUGACCGCUGCUGCUGCUGCUGCUGCUAUUACUACUACCGCUGUUACUACUACACUUAUUAUUAUUAUUAUUAUUUCUAUUUGUACUCCGUUAUCUCGAUAGUAAGUGCAUCGCUAACUAUCUCGGUUUAUAUUGCGUGCGAAAAGUUAGUCUGCAAAGGAAAGAAAUUCUCAGGUUUCUUUAGCGAUAUUAUCAUUUUCUAUGAUCUUCAUUUAGCGUUCGUCCACGGAGAGAAAUGACGUGCGCGCGCUCCGCGCGUUUUCUGAGCCACUCACUGAUACGGAGCGACGUAUUCGAGAGCGAGCGAGCUUAUUUUGAUUAGCGUUCGGACGCGUAUUUUCCUAGCGCUACGCGAGCAAGUUUAUCGAUUUACGUUGCUCGAUAAACACGAGAUACUUAUUUUAAGAUACGCGUAAAUGUCUUAUAAAUAUCUUAAUGAGCACCCGCGCGUGUACUACCGAUGGGGCGUGGAGGAAAACGGUAGUUUUAGGGGACAAUGGAGUCGAGCGUAAUAAUUGCGUGCAAUCGUAUCCAGAAGUCGAAUUUCACACAUCUCGACGGGUAACCGUAGCAGUUUCUCAACGAACACUGCCUAUAAUGCUAUUGAUAAACGAGAAAAAAAAGAAGAAAAAAAAAACAAAUACGGUAUAGCGACCGCGAAUCGAAUCUCGUCAUAAUAUUUAGGAUAUUACUAUCGUUUAACGUAUAACGUAGACGUAUAACGCACCGACAAAAUAUGGCUCGGUGAAAGUGUUUCUUCUCGGUGUCUGUUUAAAAGUAUUAACGUAUCGCGCGUACGUGAUUACCGAGCGACACCUACGAAUUUCUUUCCUUUCGUUUAAAAGAAAAAAGAAGAAAAAAGUAGGAACAGAGAGAGAGAGAGAGAGACAAAGAAGAACGCGUGACUUUGUCGCAUUAAGGGCGCACAACUUUCAACUUUUAACGACGGAAAUUUCGACGUAUUGUGAUCGUGGACACUCGAGACGAAGUGAGAAAGGGAGGAGGACGCUCGAGUAUCGUCUUUUGAAGACUCUAACCGCCGCUGGCGCGGCUUAUAGUGGUGGCGCGUGAGAGAUGCAUUUUACAAUCGAUUCACGGGCAGACGGUAUUUACGCCCGUGCAUCGUAUCCUCGAGUACCCGUAAAAUCGUAAACACCACUUCUCCUCGACAGCCCGGACAUCUAUUCUAUUAUUUCUUUUCCCUGUUUUAUUAUCUUGUUUUUUUGUUUUUUUUUUUGUAACUUGUCAUGGACUAGGAGAGCACAGACUGACAAACGAAUCAAAGCGUUAAUGUGUUAAACCGAUUAACUUCGUGCCGGCGGCGAACAGCGCUGGCGUUUUUACUUUUUAAGCCUAGGUUUAAAAAAAAAAGAACGGAAUGGCGGCAGUAUCAUGAAGCCACGGACGUAUCGCUAAGGGCGGAUGGAUCGGCGAUCUCCGCGCGCGAUCUUCGCCAACUGGAUCCCGGAUACUCCGUGACUACAGUGACAAUGUGCCCGAUGGUGAGAAACAAACAAAACAAACAGAAAAGACGUUUAAUCUCCGACUCAGUGCUUGUAAAAAGCCCCGAUCGUAAGGUCGGCGCCAACUCACAAUCGGAUCACGGUAUUGUUCGAUGAAGCAGUCGAUUUGUUGUGAGGGACCUUGGCGGGAGCGUUGAGCAUCGCAAAAGAAAAAAAGAAGAGACGAACAGUUCAUAACAGAACGCAAAAUGUCGAACGUGGAUUCCCGGAGGCCGGGAAACGGACCGCGGGAAGACGAGCAACCCCUAUACAUGUGGAUUACGAUUUUCCAUUUGAUUGUACACGAAGAAAUUCCACAGCGUAGUUUCUCCGCGAGUUCUCGCGACGGGACUUGACGGCGGAUUUGGGUUUCGAAUCGACAUAAUUUAUUUUGAAUAUAAAAAAAAAGACACUUACACAUAACACACAACAUAUAAACGCGCGCGCGCGCACACAUACACACUCACACGUACAGACACACAUACAUUGGCUAUAUUUUUAGAAGCGUACCCUUGCCAGAUUUUUACUAAAGAAGCCGAGGACGCGCACUUUGAACGCGUUAAUGGCCGAUCGAAGACCAACGCGCGAAAUUUUUAAAAGCGGUCCAGUUUCGAAGUGCAAUAUCCGUCAGAGACGCGAAACGCGCCUCGUUUUUUCCUUCCUCUGUCUUUGAAUUCGUGAAUCGUAAACCCGGUUAACAUCGCGACACGGUGCGUCGUCGCGUUAAGCAAAAGGGGGGGGGAGGAGGAAAAAAGAAGACAAGAAACACGGGGUAUCGAUUGUUAAUCCUUUUGGUAGCGUGUAAGAGACGUACCGCGUAUAUAUUGAAGUAUAUAGCGUGUAACAGAAAUAACGGAUGCGGCAACCUAGAUAUAUAAUACAACAGUAAAUAAAUAUAUAGAUAAGAUAUGUUUUAUACGCUGCAUGUCAUCCCUAGUGGAAUAACGUGAUCAUUGUAAACGUGUCGUUCGAAGUCAGGUUAAUAAUUAUAAGCGAUGUACGAUUAUACGCGCGCAUGACGUAACCGCGAUGAUGCAGGACACACACGAAACACAAUACGCAUACACACACGUACAUAGAAACACGCGCGUUGUCCGCACUCGUGCAAGGCUUUCCGACCUCUCGCGAAUCUCGGUGCGAGCGUUUGCGUUGCUCUUCCGAGCUCCUCCGAACGGAAUUGUCCCCCGCGUCGCGACUCGACCGCGCGAAUUCUCUAAGAAUUUGGCAAACACCAACAUUAUAUCAAUAUUAUAUCAUUUCCCACUCAACAAUAUAAGUGUAAUAUAACGUGUGUUUUAUGUGACAGUUACAUUGUUCAGUAGGAAAUUAUAAUAUUGAUACAAUCUUUGAUUAUACCCAGACAGCACCGUGUCUAAGAUCAGAACAUAAGACAUCUUAAGACGCCUUAUGUCCCGAUAUUGGACACGCGUGCUGUCUGGGCAGUCAAAGGAUAGAAUAUUGCUGUUGGAUGGCGUUUACUUGGGGAAGAGAGCGACGGAACUCUUUCCCGAAUCUUUAGCGGCGGAUGAGAUUCACGCUCGAGGAACGAAAGGGUCCCGCCGACGGUCUCCGCGGUCGGCCGCCCGUCCGAUGCGCGAGCUAAACUCAAAAUACAAAGUCAAUCGCAGUGCCUGAAAUGUUACGAAGCUAAUCCGUGUAGUCGUGUCGAGCGCGAGCUCUCCCGCGCGUGCGGCAGAUUGUAACGCUAACGUAGAAUGAUGUUUGGCUGAACCAAAGUUUGUAGCGCGGCAUCCGGGCGUCAGGCGGUCCGACGCGUCGGGCCGUGACGCGCGCCGACGACAUGUGUCCGAUCGAGGAGGAGACUCGGGGAGACGUCUAUCACAGCCGUCGCAAACCGCCGUCAACCGGGGUAUCAUCGUCCGUCGUUUAAUUGCGUUUGCGUUAACCCGCGAGGGGACGGCGAGAGAGCCUUGUCGGAAAAUCUCUUUGACUCGGACGUGCGGGAUUCGCUCUCGGACGAUCUUCAGACUUGCGAUAUCUGUCGGGGAUCUCCGAGAGAAACGGGGGAACGAAGUACCGUCACACACUUUCGAUGAUCGCCACUUACAGUUUAAUCAAUUGUAAUAAUCCGCAGUUGUCACCGUUGAAUCGUGUUGUAACGGUUAAUUAAGAAGAUAAGAGAUCGAAGCGUUGACGCCGCUGAGUGAUCGUGCAAGUGUUUGGCUGUGCAAGAGAGAAAGCUGAUUAGGUCUGAAUAGGAAGGCUGUGAAUAGGCUGAGAAGAAAGAGGGGGAGGAAGGGAGAAAAGAGAGCGAGCGAGAGAGAGAGAGAGCGAGAGAGAGAGAGAGUGCGAGCGAGAGUAAAGAAUGAAAGGGUUGAGAGGGUGCGUGUGAGAGAGAGAAUGCGAGAGAUAAAGAUAUUAUAAUCGAAGUCAGCGAAAGUAUCCCGGUAUCCGCUGCGUGUAUCGACGGAUUCACACGCGAUCAGUCUCGUAAUAGUCGCUACAUACCCGAGGAAAUCGGGUCGGACCGUUAUCAAUCAGCCGUUUAUUUUGGGAAAUAAACGAAAACUCCAAAAAACAUUAACGUUUCUCACGUACAACAGCAUCCAUGGUCUACACGUGUCGGCCUACACGUGCCUCCCGACAACCUCGACAACCUCGGCUAUCGAGAGGACGUCGAAAAAAAGAAGAAAAAGGGAAAAAAAUGCAAAAAAAAAAUAAGUAAAAGAUGAAACAGAUUCGCGUACGAAUACUGUAGCUAAUUAUAUUGACACUUCGCUGCUUCGAGAAGCUGCAGUCUACCAUGUAUAUAUUUUCAUUAAUGUAUGUAUAAUAAAAUAUAUUCGAGACAAAAUCCC